Messenger RNA from Symsagittifera roscoffensis, 1989 nucleotides. Its product is annotated as syntaxin-binding protein 1-like. The record is from RefSeq and is a predicted model, not a curated record. The transcript has a single exon. Gene Ontology annotation, biological process: intracellular protein transport; vesicle-mediated transport. Gene Ontology annotation, cellular component: plasma membrane; secretory granule. Gene Ontology annotation, molecular function: syntaxin binding. NCBI's taxonomy places the organism in Eukaryota, Metazoa, Xenacoelomorpha, Acoela, Convolutidae. Bases 1 to 1989 code for a protein of 662 amino acids.
AUGUUAAUCGAAGACAUUCUAGGUCCGGUCGAGGGCAUGAAAGUUUUGAUUUUGGACGAUUUCACCACUCGUAUGAUCGCGAACAUAAUGCGAAUGUCCGAACUGAGCACUCUGUAUAACAUAGCUUCGGUGCAGUACGUAACAUCAGUACCAACUGGCCGAAGAGGAGACUUUUCGGCUGUUUACUUCAUGAUGCCAACUGAACCGAAUAUCAAAAAAUACAUCGAUGACUUCUCAUUGAACCCUUGCCCUUACAGCAAAGGCUAUAUUUUCCUAACCAACACUUGUCCCGAUUCACUUUUCACGAUGCUGAAAAAAGCCAGAAGUCCCGUCAAAAAAUUAAAAGGUUUCGAGGAGCUCUACUGCGAGUAUAUUUGUUACAGUGAAAAUGCGUUUAGUCUCGAAGACCCAAGUCACUUCAAUUUACAUUUCAACCCCAAAAAAGUACACGAACGUGGGUACCUAAACAUGAAAAUAGCCGCAAAAUUAGUCACAAUAUGCGUACAGAUGAAACACUACCCCAGUCAAAUCCGAUACUUCGGAACUGGUUGCGGAACAGCCAAUAAUGAAAUCGCUACUCAUUUCAAGCGCAGCCUAAGUCACUUCAAACUCGAAAACAGUAACUUUCACUGGAAAUCUGUUAACUCUACGUUGCUAAUAGUAGACCGAGGUUUCGAUACUAUAACUCCAGUUAUUCACGACUUGACUACCGAGGCACUAGCUCGAGAUUUUCUAGGAAUCGAUGUCGAAGGAAACGCUGACCAAAAAGACCGACGGGAAUCUUACUGUCCGAACCAGUAUGUUUACACUGUAAAAACAGGCGCCGACUCCGAGAAAAUUGAAAGGCGGGCAUUUUUGGAUGACAGUAACUUUUUGUGGUCUAAAAUCAGAUUCAUGAAUAUCAAAGAAGCUGUCAACUUCAUGCGAUCCGAAAUCGACGCACUGCAAAACCAGGAACAGCUGGAACAUGGGAAAGUAAAAGAUCUUGACUUGACAAAAUUGAAUCAAAUGAUGAAAAUGUACCCAGAGCAACAAAAGAAAAAAGCCCAGAUUGGGGCACUUUCUUACGUUUUAGACGCUACACUUCAAAGUUUUGCACGGGAGCAGAUUGAAUGUGAACAAACUUUGGCUACCAACUGCAGUAAAAAACCCAAAGAGGGUCGAAACUGGAAGCUCGUUUCCGAGUUGUUGAAAAAAGACGCUAAGGGCGAGUUGAACAAUGCUCUGACAAUUCACGAGAAAAUUCGACUGCUAAUACUUUACGCUCGGUCGAAAGCGACAGUGAACGGGCUUUCUCUGAGAGAACUAAAAAGUAGAAUGUUAGAAUGCGAUGUUACUGUUGAGUAUUUGACAAUAAUUACCAACUUAUGUUAUAUGGGUGUUCCGAUUUUGAACCAAGACUCGCAAUGGGAAAAUUACGAGGACCAAGCUCGGGAUUGGAGGCUAUGGCCAGUGGCAGAUAAAGAUACCGGGGGGAAAACUGUACGACCUGAUCAAAUGCCCGAAUUUAUCAAAUGGUGUCCGACUAUUUAUCACUUAGUUAAAACAAUGAUUGAGAGUCCCAAAGAUAUGUUAGACCGCUAUCCUUUGAUAGAGAUCAGGAAUAGACCUGUAGUUAAACGUAAAAGAAGAAAGAAGUCAAGGUCUAAAAGGUCUUUGAGGUCCCAACGAACUGUCACUACCGCUGAGUCGUCGUACAAGUACGUGUACGACUGCAACGAUUACGAAUUUCUGGAGCGAGAGUUUAAAUCUUCUUUUAUUGUUUUCGUAGCAGGAGGUUUGACUUAUGGUGAAAUAAAAUUGGCGAAAAUUCUCACCGACUUGUACAAGGGGAACCAGGAAGUUGCUGUUAUCUUUGGGUCAACGCAAAUUUUGAAUCCCGAUGACUUCAUUGAAAAGCUGCAUAAUUUGAACCCCGAUGAACCCAAAUAUAAGGGAGAGGACAAACAGUUUGUCGUCGCAGAGAGCAACUAUUAUGACAGAAAGUAA